Trichoderma virens Gv29-8 is the source of this 612-nucleotide messenger RNA. RefSeq lists its product as uncharacterized. Gene Ontology annotation, biological process: late endosome to vacuole transport via multivesicular body sorting pathway; vesicle budding from membrane. The record is from RefSeq and is a predicted model, not a curated record. Bases 1 to 612 code for a protein of 203 amino acids. The transcript has 3 exons. Gene Ontology annotation, cellular component: ESCRT III complex; multivesicular body. Lineage: Eukaryota; Fungi; Ascomycota; Sordariomycetes; Hypocreales; Hypocreaceae.
AUGGGUGGCAAACAGAGCAAGAUUACCGACCAGGACAAGGCGAUUCUGGACAUGAAGAUCCAGCGCGACAGACUACACCAGUAUCAGCGCCGCAUCACCGUCCUCACGGAUAAGGAGACGGACAUCGCCAAGCAGAUGAUCGCCAAGGGCGAUAAGAAGCGGGCGCUGCUGGCGCUGCGGCGAAAGAAGUACCAGGAGUCGCUGUUGAUCAAGACGGAUGCGCAGCUGGAGCAGCUGGAGAAGCUGACGGCCAGCGUCGAAUUUGCGCAGAUCCAGAAGGACGUCAUAUUUGGCUUACAGCAGGGCACAAAAGUGCUGUCUGAGAUUCACGCUGAGAUGGGAGGCAUUGAGCACGUGGAGAAGCUGAUGGGAGAGGCUGCGGAUGCGAUUGCGUACCAAAAUGAAAUCAGCGAAAUGCUGGGAACUCGCAUGACGGCGCAAGACGAGGAAGAGGUCGAAGACGAACUCGCCGCACUGGAGGCGGAGAUGUCCGGCGUGAACCAGAAACUCCCCACGGUGCCGAACGCACAGCUUCCGGUUUCGGAACGGCCAGCAGGACAGGAGGAAGCACAAGAGAACCGGCCAGAGAGACAGGCGAUGCUGGCCGCUUGA